UCCGGUUGGAGCUUGACAUUGACACAGUGAAGCCAAGUGUGAUUGUGAAUAUCAAGAUUUUUUUUUAAGUUUAAUUUGCGAUGAUGGCGUAUGAUUAUCCUCAUCCAGUAUCGAGAACUUAUCAGUACAAAAAGGUAACAAAACCAUUAUUGGAAAGAAAAAGGCGCGCACGAAUUAACCGAUGUUUGGAAGAAUUAAAAGAUCUCAUGGUGGAUGCUCUUGAGACGGAAGGAGAGAAUAUAAGCAAAUUAGAAAAAGCAGACAUUCUUGAACUUACCGUACGUCACCUUCAAAGGCUCCAAGCAUCUAGACCGUCUGGAUUAUCUUCCACAAUCUCAAAUGAAGAUGCAGUAGCUGAGAGUCGAUGGCAAUCUGGAUUCGGGCACUGUGCAGCCGAAGCAUGCAAAUAUCUCGCGUCACUUCCUGGAGAGUCUGGAGAAAAAUUGGCUCGUCAUCUUGCCACUGGAUUGCAAUCUGCACAAAAAAUGACUCUACGAGUGAAAUCAAUGAAGGGAGCAUCUGCCUCUCAAGGAAAGUCUGACAUAAACACUCAUCAAAAUGUUCCAGUUUCAUCUUCCGUUGAUGCUUCAUCAUCAUUAUCAUCAGUUAUAACAUCUAGACAAGUGACGUCUCCAAUAAAUUCACCAUCAUUUUGCGAGAAGUAUAAGGAAGUCAAUGAUGAUUAUCCGAUUUUAAACAAUGCUCCUAUUGCAACGGAAGUCAUUGAUUCACCGUACCCUCAACCAGUUCAUUCUCCACCACGAAUUCCAGUUUUGAAUCACCAUGGGACUGAUAGCAACCUACAACAAAUUCCUGUGAUAACUGAAAAAAUGGAAAAAUGUGAUGAUGAUGAGGAAAUUGAUGUUGAAAAAAUUGAUGAAAUGGAUCCGAUGUGGAGACCUUGGUAAUUUUGAUAAAAAACUAAAAAAAAUAUUUUUGUUAUGGAUUGAAGUAUUUGUUAUUGACACAUAUUUAUGCUAGAAAUGGGCAAAUGCGAUAUAGUUUAUUAACAAGCUUAGAAUAAAUAUUUCAGUUUAAACAUGUUAAGUUUUAUCUCUAAUUUGAUAAAAAAAAUUGUUAACAUCUUUUAUAAAUACUUCAGUUCAGAGAGUUUAUGCUUGAAAUUUUUAUACAAUGUAUCUUUAGUAAGACGUCUUUAUGGAGCGUCGGUUAAUCAUUUAUGGGAUAGCAAUUAAUAUUAUCAUAAGUUUCAGAAUGAUAAGUAAAUAACUAAGUGGUAAAUUACGUAUUUAACUAUACUUUUUAAAAAUGAUAACAAUUCAUAAAGUUAUUGAAAACAUUUGGUACAAGGCUUUAAUUGAAUAAGAAUAGCAUUCUGAGUGAAGAAAUAUCUUCAAUACAAAUAUAUUAUAACAAAUAUUAUCUUAAUUCAUAAAAUC
This is a messenger RNA of Chelonus insularis, 1400 nucleotides long. Its product is annotated as enhancer of split mgamma protein-like. NCBI's taxonomy places the organism in Eukaryota, Metazoa, Arthropoda, Insecta, Hymenoptera, Braconidae. Gene Ontology annotation, cellular component: nucleus. The transcript has 4 exons. The record is from RefSeq and is a predicted model, not a curated record. The coding region runs from base 81 to 908 and encodes 275 amino acids. Gene Ontology annotation, molecular function: RNA polymerase II cis-regulatory region sequence-specific DNA binding; DNA-binding transcription factor activity, RNA polymerase II-specific; protein dimerization activity. Gene Ontology annotation, biological process: regulation of neurogenesis; anterior/posterior pattern specification; regulation of transcription by RNA polymerase II.